UUGAAGUUUCAAUUGAGCAAUGUCAAUGCUGCUCACUGUUAUACAGUUCUAAUGUAGUAUUAGUUGAAAACAGGCUCUUGAUAAAGCUAUAUUGGAUUCCAUUUCCUCACAGGAAUACGAGUAUGCCGCCAAAGAAGAAUGGCAACCCUGGUGGUGCUAAUUCAUCUCCAAAGACAAAAGGCCCUACAGGAACUCAGGAGCUGGGGUCCUCUUCUAGAGGCUCUGAAACAAGUUGGGCCGAUGCAUCUGAGUUUUCGGCUGAUAUCCAAGAUGAUGAGGGUGUGUGGGAGGUGCCAGGAAGAAAAUCCAGGAAACCAAAGUCACUACAAAACAUGGUCCAAUCAGGCCCUCGACCCUCUAAUUUAGCUGCGAGGGCACCGAACUAUAACUGGCACCAACAAACCCAUGACCCCAAAAAGCAAGUUAACAAUAGAGGAAAUCCAAGGUCUCAGGCUUCGAAUUGGAGUGCUGCUUAUAUGGGUCCUCCAUCUGUUAUUACCCCACCUCUACAAAAUGGUUGGCAAUGGCGGAAUCGGGCUGGUUCAUCGAGCCAGACUCCCAACAAGCCUAAUGAUAAAACCCAAGUUGGAGAAACAAGUUUAAUCAAGGAAGAAAAUAGAAAUUCAGAUGAAGACGACGUCAGGUUCUCUGGUAAUUCCUCUGAGAAUGAGGACCUCGAUGAAGAUAGCGAAGAUGAAAUGUUGAGUGAUGGGAACUAUGACUCCGAUGUUAGUCAAAAGAGCCACAGUGAACUGAAGAAGAGCAAGUGGUGCAAGAAGUUCUUUGAAAAGAUGGAUGAGUUGAGCGUGGAGGAAAUCAAUGAAUCUUCAAGGCAAUGGCAUUGCCCGGCUUGCUAUGGUGGGAUAGGUGCCAUUGAUUGGUACACAGGUAUGCAGCCGCUUGUGACCCAUGCCAAGACAAAGGGGGCAAAUAGAGUUAGGCUUCAUAGGAAGUUUGCUGAGCUCUUGGAAGAGGAGUUGCAGAGGAGGGGCACAUCGGCUAUACCAGCUGGGGAAUUGUUUGGAAAGUGGAAAGGGCUUCGUGAUGAGGUUGCUGACCACGAAAUAGUUUGGCCUCCGAUGGUUAUCAUCCAAAACACUCAACUUGAUCGAGACGAGAAUGACACUUGGCUUGGAAUGGGGAAUGCAGAGCUUGUCGAGUAUUUCAAAGCAUACAUGCCCUCAAAGGCUAAGCAUUCAUAUGGUCCUCAAGGUCAUCGUGGGUUAAGUGUUCUUAUAUUUGAUCCUUCGGCCAUUGGUUAUUUGGAUGCUGAGCGCUUGCACAAGCAUUUCAUGGAAGAGGGGAGAGAUAGGGAUGGAUGGGACCGACGCCGUGUUCUCUAUUAUCCUGGUGGAAAGCGUGUAUUGUAUGGCUAUUUGGCCACAAACGAGGAUAUGGAUCUCUUUAACCGCCACUGCCAUGGUAAAUCUAGGUUGAAAUUUGAUAUGCGAUCGUAUCAGGAAAUGGUAGUUGGGCCUAUGAAACAAAUGAGUGAGGAUAACCAACAAUUGAUUUUCUACAAACAUAGAGUUGCCAAAGUGCAGAUGGAGUCGAAGGCUUUACAAGAAACUGUAUCUGAUGUGGGGCGAAGACUGCGUCUUAAAGAUGAGGAGAACAAAACAUUUAGACAAAAAGCCAAAGACCUCUAUGAGGAAAAACAAAAAGAGAUGGAUGCUCAAGAGAAAUUCUACAAGGAACAGAUAAAGGUUCUCCAGGAUAAAAUGCAAGUGAACAUGUGCUUGCAAGAGAAUGCUCUUCAGGAACUUCAGAUGCAGAGCAGGAAGACGCAUGUCAAUGAGCUCGAACAAGCCAAGCACGCCAACAUCUUGGGCAGCAAUGAAGCUGGCGAACAUAAGCGAGAAGAGAUUUCAAAGGUGAUGAACAUUCUUGACAACCAAGAGAAAGACAUACAAGAGUAUGAAGCAGAGAGAGACAAACUCUUGCUCGAUCAGGCAAAUAGGCGCAAGGAACUCAAACAAAAGCAUCACGAGGAGGAGAUCAAGAUGGAAGAGGAGUUCCAGCAUGCCAUGAAUGAUCUCUUCAACAAAUACACUGCCCGAGCUUGCCCGAAGCUUGAUGCCCCCAAAUGCCCCUGAAAAGAUUGCUCUCUCUCUCUCUCUCUCUCUCUCUCUCUCACACACACACACACACACACACAGGUUGGAUUCUUGACAAUAUCUGAACUUUACUUUCUGGCCUGGAAGAGGCAAGCAUCUUUCAUGUCAUUUCUAGUUACCGUUUCUGUCUUUAAAGAAAAACACUCCCUCUGUCAUGAACAAAAUGCUUUCACAAAUAUACAGCUCAAAAUUGCUUUUUGGCAUGAAAUGCCUUGGCUACAAGCCUACAACCCCAAAUGCCCCCCACCCCCUUCUCUCAGCCAGUCCAAUAUAACUAAAAAGCAAUUAAUUGGGAAUUUUCUAUAUUUACUGGAAUCGGCCAUGAAUUUUGCUGUAGAUUUUGUUUCAUAAGAAAUACUGCAAACUCGUAUCCAUGAAUUUCUCUUUUUGGGAAAUAAAUGAGCUUGGUGACCUGGUUUGCAUUAAGCGAGUCUCAGGCUCAACUUAUUAGUAAAGACAUGGUUCUUCCUUUUGAUAUACCUUUCCUUUUAUCAUGUCAUUCGUGAAUCAUAUACACGUUUAACUCAUAAUGCCAGUAUUUCUAUUUCGGUAUAA
This is a messenger RNA of Amborella trichopoda, 2672 nucleotides long. RefSeq names its product protein SUPPRESSOR OF GENE SILENCING 3 homolog. The record is from RefSeq and is a predicted model, not a curated record. Lineage: Eukaryota; Viridiplantae; Streptophyta; Magnoliopsida; Amborellales; Amborellaceae. Gene Ontology annotation, biological process: defense response to virus; regulatory ncRNA-mediated gene silencing.